UGUUAACUUUUCUUGCGGGUUUUAUUUCUGACAAAGAUUUACAUUUCAUCAUUCACGAUGAAUACCUCGGUAAUUUUUUGCAAUUCCGAAUUUGUUAACUCGUCAAACUUGUCGUGUGUGAACCGAACCGUCCCGUCUUACAGCGUCAUUGACAUCGCGUCCUUCAUGCACGUCUUCCCCACUGUCUACGGCAUCCUGUGUUCAGUUGGAGUUCUGGCCAACAGUUUGGUUAUUUAUUCUGUGGCAUCAAGCAAGAAAAAGAUGGUCUCCGAUAUUUACAUGCUGAAUUUGGCCAUCGCAGACCUGCUCUUUCUGUUGGUGAUGCCCUUUAACAUCCAUCAGCUGGUGAGGGACAGGCAAUGGGUCUUUGGGCACUUCAUGUGUAAGGCUGUGGUGGUGGUGGAUGUGAGUAAUCAAUUUACCACAGUGGGGAUAGUGACUGUGCUCUGCAUUGACAGGUACUCUGCCAUCGUACAUCCAACGUCAGAAAAGAGGACCAUUCAAUGGACCAUUAUCAUCAACAUUAUGGUGUGGGUGGGCAGCUUUCUUCUGAGUAUCCCAGUCAUGAUAUACACUAAAGUGGUCUCUAAAAAGCACCUGAACAUGUGUAUGCUAUACUUGGAUGGACCAAAGGAUAUGUACUGGUACACGCUCUAUCAGUCCACAUUGGGUUUUAUUGUCCCCUUGAUCAUUAUCAGCACAUUUUACACUCUCACAUUGUACCACGUGUUCCGCUCCAUCCGACGGGUCAAACGCAAGCAGUCCUUGUGGGCCAAACGGGCUACUAAGACAGUGCUGAUGGUGAUCGCCCUGUUCCUGGUCUGCUGGUCCCCUUACCAUGUCAUCCAGGUCAUCAACCUCAGCAUCCAACAGCCCACCAAUGCAUUUGUCUACGCAUACAACAUUAGCAUCUGCUUAAGCUAUUCUCACAGCUGCAUCAACCCUCUCAUGCUGCUCAUCUUCGCCCAGAACUACCGCGAUCGCAUCUGCCGUCGCAAGGAACUGUACUCCCAGACCAGCGUGUCCAAGACCACCUUCAAAACCGACGGAGGCUCUAGCAUCAGUCCGGACACCAGUCACCGGUGCACUGUCAUCUAAUGGCCACCGAGUCCUGAUGGACGUGCUUACUGAGAAAAGCAAGAGAAAAUGGAGCCCUGCACUGCAUCACUUGCUUCACCAGUGUCAAUUGUACGGUAGACUUCUCAAAUGGAAAAACUGUGAAUUCCGCAGUGAACAGAACUUUCAAGAGGGAUGAUGGAGUGAAUCAGCAGUGUGACUGAAGUGCCAAUGAGCUGACAGGUCACUCGACUGUGUUUUGUGUCACUCUCUUGAAAACUGACUGUAAUGUCCUGUUACUGUAUUGCUGUUCAUUGAUCUGUUGUAAAAACCAGCCUGAUAUCAUGAACAUUCUGUGAAUGUGGCGACAUUUUUGAAAAAUGACAUUACAUAGUUCAGUACACAUAUUGCGGUAGUUCUGAGGUUAAAUGUCCAAUGUUCUCCAAACAGAUUAUCCCUCAAGUUAACAAAUUUUAAAUCAACAAAACCUACCUCCCUACCCUGUACCUCAAACUCAAACCUGUACCCAACUGACAGUGUCAUAAAUGCAAAUGUAAGAUGAAAAACACAAUUGCUGAGGCAACCACGUCAUUUUGUGGUGUUUCUAUGACACUUUAUCUCAUGUGUCGUCUCUGAACUUGUACCCCCGGUCCUACUUGAUUGCACCUGUGAUAAAUGUGCUUAAACUGUGGAGGGUGUGGUAAGGGACCAUCCGAAACCGUCAGCCAUCAGAACCCUGAAAUCUGCAGAAAACAUCAGAAAUCUGCCGUUUUACUUAUGAUCUGUGUGAAAGUAAAUAAAAGUCAUUGUUGUUGCAGUGCCAGUUGUUGAAACUGCCACGAUAAAUACAAAAAGCCACGUAAAAAUUAUUUUUGGCAAAAAUGUAGGUAUAGUAAUGUGAUUCUAUGAGACCAGGUUGUUAAAAACAAUUAAAUGGUCAAGUGUUUGUCGUACUUUGUCCUUAAAGACUUUUAAGAUGCAAAAAAAAAAUAAUGUCUUGUUUCCAGUAAAAACAUCUAAAUAUCCUACAUUCAUUUACUUCAGAAGAAAAAAUGUGUAAGCUAAUAAGAU
Molecule: messenger RNA, 2127 nt
Organism: Myxocyprinus asiaticus (Chinese sucker)
Lineage: Eukaryota; Metazoa; Chordata; Actinopteri; Cypriniformes; Catostomidae
Product: melanin-concentrating hormone receptor 2-like
Exons: 2
Coding region: 58-1098 (346 amino acids)
Biological process (GO): neuropeptide signaling pathway
Cellular component (GO): neuron projection; membrane
Molecular function (GO): neuropeptide binding; G protein-coupled receptor activity
Source: RefSeq, a predicted model, not a curated record